Messenger RNA from Hemicordylus capensis (graceful crag lizard), 3736 nucleotides. It is a transcript of the gene CCDC39, whose product is annotated as coiled-coil domain containing 39. The coding region runs from base 284 to 2989 and encodes 901 amino acids. Gene Ontology annotation, cellular component: axoneme. The transcript has 20 exons. Lineage: Eukaryota; Metazoa; Chordata; Lepidosauria; Squamata; Cordylidae. Gene Ontology annotation, biological process: inner dynein arm assembly; cilium-dependent cell motility; cilium movement. The record is from RefSeq and is a predicted model, not a curated record.
UCGAGAGAACCGGGCUGCACACACGCUGGUUUGGGGGAGGGCAGGGUAGCUGCCUCCCUUCGCCAGUUCGCCUUCGCUAGCCAGUUCUGCAGGCGUGUGCGCACACGGUGGCGAGGAGGGUGGUGUGUGCGUGGAAGCGGAGCCCGGGAGCCGGUUGCCAAGGCCUCGCGCUGCUGGUGGCGGCGGCGGCCGUUGCCAAGGGAACCAACGGCGCGGCCGCUCUUCCUGCAGCGGCGGCUAGCGCGGAGGCUGGGGCCGGCUGGGGGAGCGCAGAAGGGGCGCCAUGAGCCAGAGGGACGGCAGCAGCUCCACCAGUUCGGUGCUGGCCGAGCUCGACUGGGACGAUGGGUUCGCCAUACCCGUGGCCAAUGCGGAAAACAAGGCUCUGGAGGAAGAGCUGCGAAAGCAGCAAAAAGAAAAGGCAAACUUGCAAAAUCAGGUGACUGACUAUGAGGACCGCAUUGCAGCGAUGACGGGGCAUUUGAAGAACGUCAGGCAGGAGUUUAAUUUGACACAGUCUCUUUUCAGAGCCAGAGAGAAUGAAAUUGAAACUGAGCAGCAUUUUAAAGCCCUAGCAGAGAGAGAAGUGGGGCGCCUGAAAAGUGAGAUUCAAAGACUGGAGAAUGAGAUGGUUUCAUUAAGAGAGAAGAAAAAUAGUCAAGAAAAUAACAUUUUCAAAGUGACUCAGAAGCUGGAAACCUUAAGAUGUCAAAUGAACUGGGACCAACAAGCUUUGGAGGCUUGGUUGGAAGAGUCCGCUCGUAAAGACAAUGAUGCUGUUACGAUCCAGAAAUAUGUACAGCAAGAUGAUGGCAAAUUACGAGUGUUGACUCUACAGAUAGAAAUGCUGACCGUACAGUUUAAUCAGAAACGCAGAAUUCUUGACAACGAGCUUACAGAAACCUUAGCUGCUCAGAUAGAAUUAGAUAAAGCAGCUGAAGAUUUCCGCAGGGUUCAUCAUGAAAGACAAGAACUUAUCAGACAGUGGGAAAGCACCAUAGAACAAAUGCAGAAAAGAGAUCAAGAAAUAGAUCAGUGUGCUUUGCUGUUAGCACAGGCAAGAAGGGCAAUCCGAGCAAAAGAAAGCGUGCUUAAAGACAAGAUCCAGUUUCUGGCAAAUGAGAGUGGCAAUAAUGUGGAGUACGAAAAGAGAAUUGGUGUAGCCGAUCGACAAGCUACCAAACUGAGACUAGAUUAUCAAAAAGAGGAGGCAAAUCGAACUCAGCUCCAGGAUGAGCUGGACACGUUGAAAGCUACUGUGGAUGGAACUGCUUCUGAACUAGAAUCUAUGAGAAACUUAGUAGCUAAUCUUAAGAAGGAAAUUCAGGACAAAACUUCAAGGAUGAUCUUUAUUAAGGACCAGAAUGAUGGUCUUUCAAAUAAACUGAAAUUUAUGAGAGAACAAGCAAUGAGUUUAGAAGAAAAAGCAACCAGAAUGGAAGAGCUACUGAAAGAGAAAGAGAGAAGUGUAAAGGAGAAAGAGGUUCAGGCAGCGCAGCUGCGAGAGGCACACUUCAAAAAAACAAAGGAGUUGCAGACACUUAAGGAAAAGGAGAGGAGCAUCACUGCUGAAAUUGAUGGACGCCGAGGACAGAUGAAAAACCUGUACAGCCGCUUAUGCCGGCUGGAUGCAGAAACACUCAAGCAACAGGAACUCAUAUAUAAUCAGGAUUUUUAUAUUCAGCAAGUGGAGCGAAGGCUGUCACGCUUAAAAGGAGAGCUUAACACAGAUGAGCGGCAAAUACUAGAAGCCAGAGUUGCUGAACUUUCAAAGUUUGUAGAGGAAAAGAGACAGGCAUACACUAUUUUACAAGCCCAGCAGCAGAAACUUCAGAGCGACACCCAUUUUAUCAAGUUGGCUAUGAAUAAGACUGGAGAAGAAAUGGCUGGUCUCAAUACCAGAGUAGAUGAACUAAAUCUUUUCACUGACAAAUCAGAGAAGCUAUUAAAAAAAGCCAGAGCAGAUAAACAGGAUUUGAUGAUCGAAGACAAUCUCUUAAAGCUUGAAAUGAAACGUGUAAGAGAUACACUAUAUAAUAAGGCAGAAAAAGUUCUCUCUCUUGAAAAACGAAAGCAACAGUUACAAGCCACAAUGGAAGAAAGAACUGCAGAAAUUAAGGUUCAUAAAGCCAUGAUCGAAACGCAGAUAAGAAUGGUAGAGCAGGAACGUCAAACCAUAAGUACUGAGUUUCAUGAGCGACUGAGUAAAAUUGAGAAGCUGAAAGGCAGAUAUGAAAUCAUUACUAUCGUCAUGAUGCCUCCAGAAGGAGAAGAGGAGAAAACUCAGACUUAUUAUGUCGUCAAGGCUGCCCAGGAAAAGGAAGAUCUUCAGCGUGAAGGAGACACUUUGGAUGCAAAGAUCCAGCAAGCAGAGAAAGAAUGCCUAGCCCUAGAGAAUACUCUGCAAGUGCUUAAUAACUGCAAUAGCAACUAUCGAAACGCCUACAAGAAGGUCACAGAGAAAAGUGAGGAGCAUGACGAAAAGGUGAAGCUGGAAGAAGAGAAAAGAGCAGCUGAUGAAAAAUACAGAUACAAGAGAAGGCAGAUCAAGGAGCUCCAGGAAGAUAUCCAGAGCAUGGAAAGUACUCUUAAUGCUCUUCUGAGAGAAGAGGCAGCCCACACAGAAAAAUUAAAAGAGAAACAAUUACGCAUUUUACAGUUAACUAAAGAAACAAAAGAGCAGAAGCCAAAACUGCAAAGAGUCACAAAACAGGUUUCUCGACUAUCACGAGAUGUCAGAGCAUUGAAGAAAAGCCAGACAGAAACAUUUGAAGAACAAGAUAUUGAACUUCGUGAACUGAAAGACUUCUGUAGAUCCAUAGAUAAAAUGCUGUUUGACAUUUCAGAAGAAAAUCCAGAUUUAGAGGCAGCCCUUCAUACAUACUUUGAACAGGCUUCCUUAGAACUUCCUACAGCAUCAGCAAGUAUGCGUUCUCGUCCCAGUAUUCGACCAGUAUCUGCUCGGAGCUCAUCCUCAAGCAUAACCUGAGCCACUUGGUGGUGGCAGUAUCCUCUCCAGCCCUGUAGGCUGGCGUCUGUAGUUACUAUGACACGGCUGACCGACAAGAAGUUCACACCCCUGCAGAUUGCUGAGGACAUCCACCACCCCAAGGACUGCCGAACCAGAGGGCUGAGAGGGACCCUGAUUCUGGACUUGACUACCACCAGGUCCUGAAGGGGCAGAAGAAGCCACUGGAGGGACCAAGAGUGGAAACGGGCCCAGGGCACAAUCCCGAUGGUCGACACCAUCAUGCCCUGCAGCUGACUUAGACUGAGGACAUCAGGAUGGGGACGGAGCAGCAGUUUCUGACAAACUGAGCCUAAUAUUAAUAAUAAUAAUAUAUUAUUGUUAUUGUUGUUAUUAUUUACAUUUAUAUCCCGCUCUUCCUCCAAGGAGCCCAGAGCGGUGUACUACAUACUUGAGUUUCUCUUUCACAACAACCCUAUGAAGUAGGUUAUAUCCAUUAUGGUCAAACUUUGUUCCCAUUUUCUGGAUUUGACUUAGUGUUUUUGAUAUGUAACUUACAAGAAGCUGAUCAGAUUAGACUUUACAAUUCUAAGAGUCUGAAUUUCUUUUGCUUUAUCUUGUUCUAGAUACUUUUUCUAUACUGAUGUAAUUAAUUAGAAAAAUGGUUUUUCAUCAUGAAUGAUUGGUUUUAAAUUGUUUUUAUGGUGAUUUGUCUUUGUCCUCUUUGGUCUAUUUCUUAAUAAAAAUUCUUAUUUUUUUAAAAAUGAA